Messenger RNA from Branchiostoma belcheri (Belcher's lancelet), 1371 nucleotides. RefSeq lists its product as uncharacterized. Gene Ontology annotation, molecular function: hydrolase activity. The record is from RefSeq and is a predicted model, not a curated record. The transcript has 7 exons. Bases 107 to 970 code for a protein of 287 amino acids. NCBI's taxonomy places the organism in Eukaryota, Metazoa, Chordata, Leptocardii, Amphioxiformes, Branchiostomatidae.
UGACUUCUGACUGCUAAAGCAGGUAACAGGUAACAAGGUCAUCGAACAUCGGCAAAAGUCCGGCCGAACCUGUCCUCAGUCCAGCACAGACAGCAGACAGGGGGACAUGGCCGAGGGUUCCGCCCCCACCGUCGACACUCACGUCCAUCUGUGGGACCUGGAGAAGUGGGACUAUGCCUGGCCCACUCCUGACCUGAAGCCGUUAUGGCGUAACUUCUACCCAGAGGACCUACAGACAGCCAUGGGAACCACACCUGUACACAACAUCAUCUUUGUGCAGGUUCUCAACCACUCCACACAGGAGACGGAGUGGGUGUUGGAACUGUGUGAGAAGCACCCAUUCCUGGCUGGGGUGGUGGGCUGGGUGGACCUCACUGAUCCACAGCUGGAAUCUACCCUUGACAGACUUGCCACCAGUCCCUACUUCCUGGGUGUUCGGUACAUUCUGGAUUUCGAGGCAGAUGAUUGGCUGUCCCGUGCUGAUGUUCAGAACGGCCUGGGGAUGCUGGAGAGAAGGGGGCUGACCUAUGACCUUCUGAUCAGGACCAGGCAUUUCAGGUAUGCUAAGGAGGUUGUUGCCAAGUUUCCCAAGCUGAAGUUUGUGAUCGACCAUCUGGCCAAGCCUAACAUCAAGGACGGGGUGAUGGAAGGAUGGAGAGAGGGGAUGAAGGAGUUGUCCAGUUUUCCCAAUGUCUACUGCAAGCUGUCAGGGAUGGUGACAGAGGCAGACCCAGACAAGUGGACUGUGGAGGACCUCAGGCCAUAUGUGCAGCAUGUUCUGCAGUGUUUUGGCCACGAGCGCUGCAUGUUUGGCUCUGAUUGGCCGGUGUGUCGUAUGGCCAACGCUGACUACCCACAGGUCCACCAGGCGCUCUACCAGUGUCUGGACAGAUGCACCGCGGAACAGAGGGAAGCCAUCUUUGGGCGCAAUGCUGUGGAGUUCUACAGCAUCAAGACCCUCAAUACCUAGCUAAUGUCAAAUCUUUUGUCUGCAAUACAUGCUGAAUGUUGGUGACAUUUCUUGCCAAAGCCAUUCUACUUUACAGCUUCAUAGCAUGGUACAUGACAAAUCCUCAAAACCUACAUACCGGGUAUGUAGUGUCAAAUCUUUUGUCUUUAAUACAUGCUGAAUGUUGUUGACAUUUUUUGCCAAAGCCAUUCUACUUCAUAGCUUCUUAGCACAAUACAUGACAACACUGGAUGAACAGUUUUUGUAUGAUGAAUUUUUAUGAUGCUUAUGAUGCAGGUGUGCCUACCUGAGGGAAUUGUUGCAAUAUCGGUUCCAAUGUAUAGUAAAAGAUAGUUUUUGUAUGAUCGAAUUUGCUUACGAUGCAGUAUACUAAUAUGUGCCUACCUGAGGGAAUUGUUGCA